Messenger RNA from Daldinia vernicosa, 4179 nucleotides. RefSeq names its product heavy metal translocatin. Gene Ontology annotation, cellular component: membrane. Bases 238 to 3834 code for a protein of 1198 amino acids. Lineage: Eukaryota; Fungi; Ascomycota; Sordariomycetes; Xylariales; Hypoxylaceae. The record is from RefSeq and is a predicted model, not a curated record. Gene Ontology annotation, molecular function: ATP binding; ATP hydrolysis activity; ATPase-coupled monoatomic cation transmembrane transporter activity. The transcript is spliced from 3 exons. Gene Ontology annotation, biological process: monoatomic cation transport.
GGAAGGUCAGAGCUUGCCGGCGGUACACCCGUGCUCCGUUACCCCUCGCUACUGCCGAAGCACGCAACCGACAAUCGGAAGUUUGUAGUUAUUCUUAAGAAUAAAAUUUCCUUUCUGUUUCAUCUUUCAUCUUUCAUCCUUGUUUCACCGCCAAUAAAAGCACAUACAUACAACAUCAAUUGAGCAUUUCUUCCAAAUAUUUCCAUUCCCUAAGUGGUCAAUGCGAAGACGAGCAGAAUGAGCGAACCAAAGAAGAAAGGUUGCACUGCUGGUUGUUGUAGCGCUUCUCCUCCUCCCCCUCCGCCUCCGAAGGUGAAGGACGUUGGUUGUAGUUCGGGAUGCUGUGGUGGCGACAAGAUCGUGGAAGCCGAAGAAGCGGAUGAUUGUUGUAAACCACAGGUUCCAGAGAGCGAAAACUGCAGCGCCGUCGCCUGUGAAGCUCCCGGCAGUGCUUCUGAGCCCGAUGACGAUUGCUGCAAGCCUGAAAAGCCAAGUUCCCUCGAUGAUUGCCGAGAUGCCUGUUGCAAACCCAAGGAAAAGGUUGAUGACUGCUGUGUAUCCAAAGCAGCAAAUACGGCUCCCGCGGGUUCAGUUAGCUGCUGCGCUUCUAAAGCUGGACAAGGCAUGGAGGACAGUUGCUGCAAACCUGUAGAAACCGUCGUCGAUGAAUGUUGUCAGGACUCCUGCUGCGAUGCCGAGGAAGAAGUCGAUAAUAUUCGUAGUGAACCACCGAACGAUCUUCCACAGGAUACCUGCAAAGAUGCCUGUUGCUCGACUACGAAUCCCGACACUGUCGAGCCAUCUUGCUGUGAGGGCAAACAGAGGCCAUGCUGCGACAAAACAUGUAUCGACCGUCUCGUAAUCCGAGAGACUGCCAUUGAAAGGGGGCAAGGUGAUGGUGCAGCUUCAAGCUCUAGCCGCAGCCCAUCCCCCGCUAAAGAAGAGUCAAUUCGCGAGAAAUACGAAAUCAGACUCGAGGCCCUCGGGUGUUUGUGCAGAGCACUCAUCGCCCUAGGUCAAGAGUCAUGUUGUAUGGCUCGUGAUGUUUCCUCGGAGGAAAGGAAGCGCGGACCUAAGAGAACCGCUCGUCCUAAAUCCCAGGAGAAACAAGCCUCAACUUGCGAGCCAAAAGCAGCGGGAAAAUGUUGUUCGACGUCUCCGGUGCGUAAACCCUCAACCUCGAAAACUCGAGGCGGUACGUCUUGUAGCAAGGGUUGUUGUAAGGGAGCAAAUGAUUUUUCCACGGCUGAACCUGCUAAAGAGCCUAGCUGUUGCUCUAAAAGUCCGAGUCCUAAAGGGACUUGCUGUCGGCGAGAUAAAGACAUUGUUAUUGAACAUACUCUAAGGACGAAUGGGAGCCAAGAUGUUGUGACUACUGACCUUGAGAAAGGCCUCUCUGGCUCCGAGCGUGUCGUGCUCAAUAUCACCGGAAUGACGUGUACGGGCUGCGAAACUAAACUACAGCAAACACUAAGCAGAGUUGAUGCUGUGAAGAAUCUCAAGACGAGCCUCGUUAUGGCCAGGGUUGAAUUUCAACUAGACUUCAGUUUAGCCACGCCAGAGGAUAUCGUCAAGCAUAUCGAGAGAACGACCGAGUUCAAGUGCGAGAGGAUGGCAACCCACGGUUCCACAGUGGACAUCAUUCCCAGAGGAGGAGCCAAACAAUUUAUCCAGCAGUCCAUGCCUCUAGGUGUAGAAAACGUGGAUCUCAUCGAUGAGCGCACCGUUCGUAUUACGUUCGAGCCAGAGGUCAUUGGGGCCCGCGACCUAAUUAAUAAAACGUUUCAGACUCCGGUUACUCUCGCCUCUCCGCAGGCUGACCCAUCGAUUGUUGCGGGAAGCAAACAUGUUCGAUAUAUGGGCUGGACGACCUUGGCUUCGGCACUUCUCACUAUACCUGUGUUGGUGUUAGCAUGGGCCCCGUUAGAAGAGCGUCCGGUCACAUAUGGCGGUGUUUCCCUAGCCCUAGCGACCAUUGUUCAGAUCUUCAUCGCAGGUCCAUUCUACCCGAAGGCUCUAAAGAGUUUGGUGUUUUCGAGAGUGGUCGAAAUGGAUCUGCUAAUAGUCUUGAGUACCACUGCGGCAUACAUAUUUUCAGUCGUUUCAUUCGGUUAUCUGGUUAGCGGGCAGCCAUUAUCGACGGGUAACUUCUUUCAAACGAGUACCUUGUUGGUUACCCUGAUUAUGGUAGGGCGGUGGGUCAGCGCCCUUGCUCGCCAGAAAGCCGUCGAGAGUAUCUCUAUUCGAUCUUUACAAGCUUCUACUGCAAUUCUAAUUUCAGACAAUGGUGCCGAAACCGAAAUCGACACUAGACUGCUUCAGUAUGGCGACGUAUUCAAGGUCAUUCCUCAUACUCAGGCGCCUACGGACGGCAUCAUUGUCUCCGGUACGACGGAAGUAGAUGAAUCAAUGCUAACGGGUGAAUCACGCCUCAUUGAGAAGAAGCCGGGUUCGACAAUUCUUGCUGGGUCACUAAAUGGUAACGGAACUGUUACAGUACGCCUUACGAAAUUACCAGGGCAGAAUACCAUCAGCACCAUUGCAGCGAUGGUCGAUGAUGCUAAGCUGUCAAAGCCCAAGAUCCAAGACCUUGCUGAUCGGGUCGCUUCAUACUUUGUCCCGGUAGUUAUUUCCCUGACUUUAAUUACAUUCAUUGCUUGGGUUGGCGUAGGAAUUCGCAACCAAGGAAAAUCGGGAAGCGAGGCUGUGACACAGGCAAUAACAUACGGCAUCACGGUACUUAUUGUCUCAUGCCCAUGUGCUAUUGGCCUAGCAGUUCCUAUGGUCAUUGUAAUCGCGUGCGGUGUUGCUGCAGAGAAAGGCCUAGUUUACAAGGCAAGCGAAACUAUAGAAAUCGCUCACAAGGCUUCACAUGUCGUUUUCGACAAAACUGGUACGUUGACUGAAGGAAAGCUAUCUGUUGCGAGCGAGGAGUAUCUGCUAGGAGCGCAACAUGCCGUCGCCUCGAAGAUCUUGGGUUUAUUAGCAGACGUUAACCACCCGGUCUCGUCCGCCAUCACGACUCACCUGAAAGGCCAGGAAGUUAUUGCUGUCAAGGUCGACGGGGUUGAGUCUCUCCCCGGAAAAGGGGUGCAAGGUUACAUCGAUGGACUUUCCAUCCAGGCUGGCAACUCCCGCUGGCUUGGUACGGGGUCUGACCUCCGCGUGCAAGCCGUACUAGCAAAAGGUCACACUGCCUUCUGCGUAACCAUCGGGUCGGAACUCCAGGCUGUUUUUGGGCUGGCCGAUACUAUCCGACAAGAUGCAGCACAAACUAUCGCAGAGCUACAGAGAAGAAAAAUAACCGUGUCGAUGCUAAGUGGCGAUGACGACGGCGCCGUCCAAGCCGUAGCUUCUUCGCUAGGAAUUCCCGUAGAGAACGCUCUAUCUCGAUGCUCUCCAGCUGACAAGCGUGCGUACAUCCAAAAGCUGCUUGGAAACCAGGAAGUGGCAGACAAUAAGAGGCAGCCAGUGGUCGUAUUUGUGGGGGAUGGGACAAACGACGCCGUGGCUCUAGCCCAGGCUACGAUCGGCGUGCAUGUCAACUCGGGCACGGAUGUGGCGCAGUCGGCAGCUGACGUCGUACUGAUGCGGCCCUCGCUCGGCGGCGUGCUCGCCAUGAUAGACGUGUCACGAGCCGCCGUGCGCCGCGUCGCCUUCAACUUCGGCUGGAGCUUCGUAUACAACGUGUUCGCGAUCAUGCUCGCGGCCGGAGCGUUCGUAAAUGCAGGUGAGAAUGUGCGUAUCCCGCCCGAAUUCGCCGGACUUGGGGAGUUGGUUAGCGUGCUGCCCGUUAUCGUGGUUGCGGUCAGCCUGCGCUGGGCCAGAAUUUAGAGGAUCUGCGUAAAGGGGUGGAUGACACUUUGGGACGGACUUGAUAGUUUUAACUCUGGGUCCCCCAUUCACUUUUUUCAUUUUGGGCUCGUUUAACCUCUAGUGAUACUCCCAUGUAUUACGAGACGAUUCUACUUCUGAUGUGGGGUUUACGGCUAUGGCCGUGGUUACGCCCCCUAUUUAACUCAACUUGUGAGACGAGCGUGGACUUUUUACUCUAUGUUCCGACAUCACGGUCUUUACAGAUAGCUAGCGUAGUAUUCAUAUCACAACUGAACUAGGGUGAUAGCUACAAAUAUUAUUACUAAAUGAGCGAAGCUAUUAUUGCACCAUCUCUACUGUGAC